AUGUUUUCAUCAAAGCCAGAAGAAGUUGUUACUGUUGAUGUGAGCCAAGCCAAGACUCUCCUCCAGUCCGACCAUCAAUAUCUUGAUGUUAGGACCGAGGAAGAGUUCAAGAGAGGCCAUUGUCUAGUACCUAAGAUCCUCAACGUUCCCUACAUGCUCAACACACCUCAAGGGAGAGUGAAGAAUCCAAAUUUUUUGGACCAAGUAUCUUCUCUUCUCAGCUCAACUGAUGAUAUUCUUGUGGGUUGUCAGAGUGGAGCCAGAUCCUUAAAUGCCACAAGUGAGCUUGUUGCUGCAGGUUACAAGAAAGUGAGAAACAUAGGAGGUGGGUACAUGGCUUGGGUGGAUCAGAGCUUUCCCAUCAACAAGGAGCAGCAGCAAUCUGCAAACUAA
This is a messenger RNA of Eruca vesicaria subsp. sativa (arugula), 393 nucleotides long. NCBI's taxonomy places the organism in Eukaryota, Viridiplantae, Streptophyta, Magnoliopsida, Brassicales, Brassicaceae. The record is from the annotation of a GenBank genome assembly.